UUCAAAAAUAUUUACGUUACAUUACUUCAAAAUCAAUAUGUACACAUUUAAAUAUUCAAGCAAGUGAAUUUUCCCUUUACAAAAUCUAGUAUAAAUUUAUAACUUACAAAGUUCAUCAUCCAGUUAUUUGUUACCUGUAUUUUUAUCAACAUACACAUUGAAAAUUGAAGAAUAUCACGUUCUUUCAAGUACUGACUCAUCAAGAACUUUAAGGCAAUGUUGACAUAAACAAUCAAUAUGAAUCCAGCAGUUGUAUCUGUAAUAAAUCACUCGAAUCGACCGAGAAACAAACGGAUCAGAGCCGACGUAAACAAGGUGUCAGUGGUGGGGAGGCGGCGCCAAGUCUUUCAGGAUAGUUGAAAAUGUGAUAAAAACAACGUUAAUUUAUAACGUCAUCAUCUGCUCCGUUAACGCUAGGCGGCUGAUGGGAGUCAAGUGGAUUAUUCAUUCUUGUCCAAAAUUGAGGGAAAGCAAUAUGCUUACCUCUACAGACACACUAGCCCUGAACCAUAUCCGAGUGACAGUACCCAGCGCUGUUCUCCGUGGCGAUUCUGCGAUCCUUCGCUGCCAUUUUGAUCUUGAGGGUGACAACCUUUACUCGGUCAAGUGGUACAAAGGUGGUCGGGAGUUCUAUAGAUAUACUCCUAAAGAAACUCCUCCUUCCAAAGUGUUUGCAGUGCCAGGUCUGUCCUCACAACUACAGGUGGAGAUGUCCAUGUCUAAUGCCACACACCUGACUCUGAAGGAAGUGGUUCCUGCUAUCUCUGGCAAAUACAGCUGUGAAGUAUCUGCUGACGCUCCUUCCUUCCAGACCGCUUUAUACACAGGGCAAAUGGAUGUUGUCACUGCUCCCAAAAAUCGUCCCUUACUUCAAGGGCUGAGGGCUCGUUAUCGGGUGGGCGAAACUCUGAGAGCCAACUGUACCUCUGCAGACUCCAGUCCAGCAGCAAACUUGUCAUGGCUUCUCAAUGGUCAUCAGGUGGACAGACGUUAUGUCACAGUUUACUAUGUAGUAAGAGAGAACGGAGAUGACCUGGAGACUGCAUCAAGUAUACUAGAGAAGGUCCUAGUUCCUCAAGACUUUAACAGCAACAGCAGGCUCAAAAUCAAGUGUACUGCCAGCAUACUGAGUGUCUACUGGCAGACCACGGAGAAGAGUGUGGAGUUGGAGCGACCCAGAGGCCACUUCAACGAUUACCAGUCGAGACCUACUGUUCUGCUCAAUCUCAAAACAGAUGUGGAGUCAGUGUCCAUAGCGAAAGACGAUGAGCCUACCAAAGUAACGUCCCCAGUGAGGUCUGGAGGCUCCAGUGCUCUGUUCCAGCUACCAUCACCUAUGCUCUGCUGGAGAUUGAUGUUGUUCCAGCUCAGUUUUGCCUUGACAUAGCUCCAGAUAUGAGCUACCAUGAUAAUGGAACCUGUGAUGUAGAUUAGAAUUCUUGAAAGUAUCAGAAUGUUGUCAACUGGGCUUGCUUUGCCUUGUUUUAAUUUCAGUAAAGGCUAAAAGUAGGAAACAACAUGGAUGUGUAGGAUUAGACCAAAAUGUGAAUUUAGUUGACCUUGUUGUUAUAAGCUUAAUAAUUUCUCUUAGACAAAACUACAUGGAAAAAUGUUGUGUGUUGUAAUAAUUGUUCAAUGAAUGACUCAGAACUGGAAGAAGUAUUUUUGGUAGACUUAAUGUCUAAACAUUUCUUCACUGAACAGCAGUGAACUCUGUAUACCAUCAGAAGAGUUUAACAAUUAUUAAAAAAAAAAAACAUACUCUAUGUUAAUUAGCUGAGAUAUAGCAUAGAAUAGGUUAUUUCUUUUCAAUGUUCAUUAUUUGUUUGUAUGUUUCCAAUAAUAUUUAAUAACAAAAAUAAUCAUUUCAGAAAGCAGUAUAACACUUGUAACAAAAUUUCUAACUUUAACUAAACAAACUUGUACCUGUAUCCUUAUGAAGAACUAUAAUAAAAACUUCUUAACAGUGGAACUAACUUAAAUGCUUAAGCUGUAAAGGAUAAUCUUAAAAUAAUCUGUCAGAUGUUUUACGUUUACUGUGUUAUGUGAAAGUUAGAAUAAAAAAUGUAUAAGGAAAGUCUGAGUAAUAUAUGAUGAUUGAAUUUUGUAUUUCAUGUUUCAAAAGUGCUCCUUAUUUUGUAAAUGGACUAUUCAAUGUAUAUGCACUGUCAAUUAAAUAAAUGUUGAUAUUUUC
Homalodisca vitripennis (glassy-winged sharpshooter) is the source of this 2194-nucleotide messenger RNA. RefSeq lists its product as uncharacterized. The transcript has 7 exons. The coding region runs from base 425 to 1387 and encodes 320 amino acids. The record is from RefSeq and is a predicted model, not a curated record. NCBI's taxonomy places the organism in Eukaryota, Metazoa, Arthropoda, Insecta, Hemiptera, Cicadellidae.